UUGUCUUUAAGAGCCGUGACUUGUGACUCGCGUUCCUGAACUUGCAGGACUUAGUGUGGGCGGAGCUUUAGACGUGGUCCCUUCCGCGACCGAGAUGGCUAAAUCUGGGUGUCCGCCUGCUUUACCUCCAGGAAGCAGAAUUUAAAGUCAAAGGGGGACGCCGUACUCACGUCAAUGAUUUCCCAAGUCAAUGUCAAAUAUCAGGACUUAGACGGGGGCACACCAUUUCGUCGCUAUAAAACCGAAUUCUCACCUGCCCAAACUAACUCGACCUGACAUUACAAGGUUAGCGCGUUGACUCCCGAGUUGUUGGCGUUUAUCUGAGACUCUUUAUUCAGCAAACCCUCGGUAAGUCUCUUUGGACUUUACUAACAGCAUGACUGGCAGUGCCACGAGACUUGAUAACGCAGGUGCUGAUAGCAGCGGAAAGAUGUGUUGCUGUCUGCCGUAAGCUAAUUACCAUGGAUAGUCUGUGUCCCCAAACAAUUCCCAAAGUGGGAAUUAUUUUUGUUGACACUCUAUUACGGAAUUAGUUUGCUACUGCCCUGAAUGUAACCUGAACCGUCAGGGUAUAGUCAAUUCACUCGAUUCAGGGAUUUAUAAUUGGCCCAAAAUCCUCAACCUGAAUACAGUACUCUUUACUGUUCAAACACAACAGUAUCAGUCACUGUUUCUCUUUUAGCGCUUGACAAACAAAGGAAUCAGCAUGGGUAUCAAACUAAAUGUGAGUUGUACUAUUUCAUACAUUCUAGUGGACAUAAUUAUCGCCACACUCCUAUAUAUUCACGGAUCACAGUUUCACAUUUUUGUGGAAGAUGGUUUGAACUUUAGCAUUCUGCAGUCAACACUGGACGUCUGGGGGACUGUGCUGCUUCGAUCUUCUCUCCUCCUGGGUGCAUCUAUUGGAGUGCUAUGGAACAGAGAAGAUGGCCCAAAUAGGGUGGCUAGACUCACCACCAUCGUCCUCUUAGUCUGUCAGACCAUUAUAACAUAUACUCUGGCCAAGCUGCUGAUGCUCAGUGAACUUGAGUCGCUAGCUCAUCGUCCUUGGUCUUUGAGUCUGAUUUGCUGGACCUGUUUUUCCUCCUUGGGAGUUCUCGGGGUGUGGUGGGUUCUAGGGAAGGAAAAUAUCAGUGAAUUGGGACAUUGUGAUGACACUGAGAACUUGCUUCAGCCUGAGGGUGAAGAGGAGGAAGAUGGGGUAUGCAUUGAGGGGAAAAACAAUAGUGAGAAGAAUGAAACAGAGAAGACCACCACUGGGGCUACGCUGGGACGUCUACUGAGCUACACGAAAAAAGAUGGGGGACUGUUAACUGUAGCUAUCAUCUUCCUUGUCAUAUCUGCUGUGUGUGAAGCCUUCAUUCCUUACUACUAUGGGAAGGCGAUCGAUAGCAUUGUGGUUCACCAUAGCAUGGAAUACUUUGCUAAACCUGCCAUCACACUGACAGUCUUGGCCUUCACCAGUUCAGUUGCAGUUGGAGUGCGUGGCGGAGUGUUUACACUCACAUUUGCACGAUUAAAUCUUCGGUUCAGAAACCAUCUCUUUAGAACUCUGAUGAGGCAGGAUAUUGGCUUUUUUGAUGAGAACCAUACAGGUGACAUCACGUCACGUCUGUCAGCUGACACCACCCAAGUGAGUGACCUCAUCUCCCAGAAUAUUAAUGUGUUCUUGAGGAGCACCAUCAAGGCUGUUGGGUUUCUCAUUUUCAUGUUUGGAAUGUCCUGGAAGCUAACCUUAGUGAAUAUGAUGGGACUUCCUUUUAUAGCCCUUCUUUCCGAGUACUAUGGCAAUUACUACAAGAAACUAACUAAAGAGGUUCAAACAACUCUUGCAAAGGCUAACAAAGUUGCGGAAGAAACCAUUUCAGCCAUGAAGACAGUACGAAGCUUUGCCAAUGAACAUCGAGAGGCUGACUCCUACUAUGACAAGCUGGUUGUCAUGUACCAUCUGAACAAGAAACAAGCCCUGGCAUAUGCCUGUUAUAUGUGGUCCAGUUGUAUAUCAGAGCUCGCUCUGGAGGUUACCAUCCUCACCUAUGGUGGCCACCUUGUGGUGACUGGUCAGAUGGAAAGCAGCCAGUUGUUAUCCUUUUUCAUAUACAUGCUUGAAAUGGGGGAAUGUUUGGCGAACAUUGCAUCAGUUUACUCAGGCCUCAUGCAGGGCGUAGGAGCUGCUGAAAAGGUUUUCGAGUACUUAGACCGAAAACCCAAACACCCACCAGAUGGUACAGAUAGUCUGGAGACAUUCACUGGUCUGGUAGAUUUUCAAGACAUCACAUUUUCCUACCCUACUCGACCAGAGAUUGAAAUUCUCAAGGGAGUGUCAUUCACUCUUAAGCCUGGCGAGGUGACCGCCCUGGUUGGACCUUCAGGCAGUGGAAAGAGCUCUUGCGUCAACCUAUUGGAAAACUUUUAUGUUCCCCAGCAAGGUCAAGUCCUGCUGGACGGAAAGCCUGUUCACACCUUCAAUCAUGGAGACCUCCAUUCUCGGGUGGCGCUUGUAGGUCAAGAGCCGGUGCUUUUUGCCAGAACAAUAGAGGAGAACAUCACUUAUGGGCUGACUGAUGUCCCCAUGGAGGCUGUCAUACAGGCAGCCAUAAAGGCGAAUGCCCAUGAUUUCAUCAUCGGCCUGCCCCAUGGCUAUCAAUCAAGUGUUGGCGAGAAAGGCGCACAGUUGUCAGGUGGGCAAAAACAAAGGGUGGCCAUUGCAAGAGCUCUUGUCCGACAACCUCGUGUUCUUAUCUUAGAUGAAGCGACCAGUGCCUUGGAUGCAGAGAGUGAACAUAUUGUACAGCAAGCUCUGAACAACAUCAUGAGGGAGCACACAGUCUUAGUUGUUGCACAUCGGCUCAGUACCGUGGAGAGGGCAGACAGCAUCAUUGUGAUUGAUAAGGGCUGUGUGGCUGAACAGGGAUCUCACAGUCAACUGAUGGCCAGUGGGGGGUUGUACUACAAACUGGUGCAGCGACAGGUUCUGGGCAUAGAGACAGGGGAUGAAGUACUGAAUCAUUCAGAGAAUUCCUCUUGGAAAGCUGAUGGAGGACACCAGCGUAGCAGACAAAGCAGCAGUGCAACCGCUUCCUCCAGCUUUCCCCAGAUGUUCCCAACAAAACUGAAACACCUAGUGUCUCCAGUGUGUCCUUGGUCAUCCCUGUGUUCUCCUCCUGUUGGGACAUGCCCGGAACACCUCACAAGAGCGGCAUCCCAAACGUCUGAGCCACCUCAUCUAGCUCCUCUCAAUGCAAAAGAGCAGAGGCUCUACACUGAGUCCCUCCCGGAUGACCGAGCUUCUCACCCUAUCUCUAAAAGAGAGCCUGGACACCCAUCUGAGGAAACUCAUUUCAGCCGCUCAUGUAUUGUUCUUUCUGUCACAACCCACAGCUCAGGACUAAAGGCGAGUGAAGGAACGUACAGUGAAGAAAAUAAGUAUUUGAAUACCCUUCUAUAUUGCAAGUUCUCCCACUGAGAAAUGAAUACCAGC
This is a messenger RNA of Syngnathoides biaculeatus (alligator pipefish), 3481 nucleotides long. It is a transcript of the gene abcb9, whose product is annotated as ATP-binding cassette, sub-family B (MDR/TAP), member 9. Gene Ontology annotation, cellular component: lysosomal membrane. Bases 707 to 3466 code for a protein of 919 amino acids. The record is from RefSeq and is a predicted model, not a curated record. The transcript is spliced from 12 exons. Lineage: Eukaryota; Metazoa; Chordata; Actinopteri; Syngnathiformes; Syngnathidae. Gene Ontology annotation, molecular function: ATP hydrolysis activity; ABC-type oligopeptide transporter activity; ATP binding. Gene Ontology annotation, biological process: peptide transport; transmembrane transport.